UCACCUUUGUGCUGAGCUUUAGCUCGACCAAUCACAGAGCACUUCUCACUCAGCAGAUUCAGACAGACAGUUCGGUUAGUUGCACGCGCUGACUGCAGGUGAAUAGGCUACAGUAUUGCGUUUUUUAUGUUAAAAGUUGUCACACAUGCCCUGCGUGUUAAAUAGUUAGGAGCACUCUUCGUGACUCACUAUUCCACCUGUAAAGGAUUUUUUUUCUUCUUCUUCACAACUGUGCCUGAUACUCUCGCUUACCUGUUGGUUACUUUUUACUCAUUAUGGCCACGCGCGUUCGACCGAGUAAUAAACGGUGUGCAGUCAUCGGGGGGUCUGGUUUUUUGGGCAGACACUUGGUGGAGAAGCUGUUGGAUCGAGGCUACUCUGUUUCUGUGUUUGACAUCCGUCAGAGCUACGAGCUGUCUGGUGUCACCUUCCACCAGGGAGACCUCUGCGACAGACAGGCUCUGCUGCCAGCUAUGAAGGAUGUGUCCCUGGUCUUCCACUGUGCCUCCCCGGCCCCUGCCAGCGAUGACCGCGGGCUAUUUGAGAGGGUCAACAUUCAGGGCACACGCACAGUCAUUCAGGCUUGCAUCGAGGCUGGAGUACAGAAACUGGUCCUGACAAGCAGUGCCAGUGUGGUGUUUGAAGGCACAGACAUUAAGAAUGGGAGAGAGGAUCUACCGUACGCCAAGAAGCCCAUCGACUAUUACACAGAGACUAAGAUUGAGCAAGAAAAGCUGGUCCUCGAGGCCUGUGACAAGGAGAAGGGUUUCCUCACAGUUGCCAUCCGGCCUCAUGGCAUCUUUGGCCCUCGGGAUCCACAGCUGGUUCCUAUCCUAGUGGACACGGCUCGCAGGGGCAAGAUGAAGUUCAUCAUUGGUGAUGGGACCAAUCUGGUGGAUUUCACCUUUGUGGAGAAUGUAGUUUAUGGCCACAUCCUGGCUGCUGAACGCCUGAGGUCGGACUCCCCCAUAUGUGGAAAACCGUACCACAUCACCAAUGAUGAGCCAGUUAGAUUCUGGGACUUCAUGUCUGAGGUGUUGGUGGGUCUGGGAUAUGCUGCUCCCCGCUACCACCUGCCCUACACUCUUGUAUACGGACUGGCCCUGCUCCUCUGGCUGCUGGCCCUGAUCCUGCGUCCUCUAGUGUCCUUUAAACCCACCUUUACACCAAUGAGAGUGGCUCUGGCUGGAACCCACCACUACUACAGCUGUGACCGCGCCAAGCAGGACCUGGGCUACAAACCCGUAGUCAGUCUGAAGGAUGGGAUAGCACGCACAGUGCAGAGCUACCCUCACCUCAGACAAGGGGCUUGAUGGUAGAAUGGAGGUAAAGGCUGCUGAGAGACAUGUAUAAGGACGUACAGUUACAAUCACUGAAAAUAAGGUGUACCAUUUGUGUGCCUUUUCAAUAAUGCCUUUUCAAGUUAUGUACCAUUUUUACCAGCAGAUGGUAGCAAAUGAUUAUGGUUUUGGUCAACACACUGCAGUCUGGUCUUUCCAAAGUUAUAAAGCACUUCGUAAACAGUAAACCACUGCUUAUGGCAACAUAAAUAUACUGAUCUUACACUGUGAAAACUGCAAAGACUUACAAAUAUUCUUGUUCCAUGUUCACCCGUGUGCUGUACAACUGUUGAGAUGCUGCUGUUAAAUGCCUUAAUGUAUUCCACUAAACCAUUAUUCUCCUGAUACAACUUGCAUGAAAAUUAUUGUUUAAAAUGAUGACUGGCAUUACAUUACAUGGCCAAACGUAUGUGGACAGGGAUGUGUAUUUUUGGAUGUGUUUAUUCAAUUUGGGAUAGGCUCUUUGGAACAAAGCAAGCAGCAUAUGAUAAUAUUGGGCCUUUCUUGUUUCAACCGAACCAAACCCCUGUGCUCAAUGCAACUGUGUGGAAAUGUGGAAAGCCUUCCUAGAAGAAUGGAGGUGGCAAUAUAUAAGCAGCAUAUUACUUUCUAUAAUUCAGAGCAUAUGUUCACCUUUUUUCAAGUCUGUCCUAAGACAAUACAUACCCAUAUGCACAAUAAAACAUUUUUUGGUUCCAGGGAUUGUUUUAUCCUGUCCAUACUGGCCAUGAAAGCAUCCCCUCCUAAUGUGAUUCCAAUGCAAGAAUUGGGGGAUAAAAGUUCAGCCAAGGCCAAUAUGAGGCUUUAGCAGACUGAAAUAGACAAAUCAAUGGAUCAAACCUACUGUGGAUUUUGCACUAAACACACUGAAACUUUAAAGGUUCCUGAUUGAUAGAACAAAAUCAGACUGCUAAGGUCUCAUAUUAGCUUAAGCUGGAUGUAAUGGAUUUUACACAGAACAAGGGCUAGCUCUUAGUAUUGGAAUUGCAUUAGGAAGAGAUCGCUUCAUGGCAAAUGUGGACAGGAGGAAUGAUCAUUUCAAUGUAUGUAUGGGACUAAUGUGUCUCCACAUACUUUUGGCCAAUUAGUGUAGUUCCACAUACUGUAUACGUGAUUCACAAACAUUGUUCCAAACACGUUGUACCUUCUCUCUGAUACUGGAGUAUCUCUGGUAUGUGUUUCUACAAGUUACGCAAACUGUUAAAAUAAUAUUCGACGUCAAAUACAAUAAUGGGAUGGGCAAUUAAAAUGCAUAAGCUAUUGUAAUCCAUGUGUAGUUCUG
Perca flavescens (yellow perch) is the source of this 2622-nucleotide messenger RNA. RefSeq names its product NAD(P) dependent 3-beta-hydroxysteroid dehydrogenase NSDHL (gene nsdhl). Gene Ontology annotation, molecular function: oxidoreductase activity, acting on the CH-OH group of donors, NAD or NADP as acceptor. Gene Ontology annotation, biological process: steroid biosynthetic process. The transcript is spliced from 7 exons. Bases 276 to 1313 code for a protein of 345 amino acids. The record is from RefSeq and is a predicted model, not a curated record. Lineage: Eukaryota; Metazoa; Chordata; Actinopteri; Perciformes; Percidae.